AUGAAUUUCUCCAAGACACAAACACGACCUACUGGACUCCCCAGACACAAACACGCCCUACUGGACUCCCCCAGACACAAACACGACCUACUGGACUCCCCCAGACACAAACACGACUCACUGGACUCCCCCAGACACGAACACGAUUCAUUGGACUCCCCCAGACACGAACACGACUCAUUGGACUCCCCCAGACACGAACACGACUCAUUGGACUCCCCCAGACACAAACACGACCUAUUGGACUCCCCCAGACACAAACACGACCUAUUGGACUCCCCCAGUCACAAACACGACCUACUGGACUCCCCUAGACACAAACAUGACCUACUGGACUCCCCCAGACGCAAACACGACCCACUGGACUCCCCCAGACACAAACACGACCAACUGGACUCCUCCAGACACAAACACGACCCACUGGACUCCCCCAGACACAAACACGACCUACUGGACUCCUCCAGACACAAACAAGACCUAUUGGACUCCCCCAGACACAAACACGACCCACUGGACUCCCCCAGACACAAACACGACCCACUGGACUCCCCCAGACACAAACACGACCAACUGGACUCCCCCAGACACAAACACGACCCACUGGACUCCCCCAGUCACAAACACGACUCAUUGGACUCCCCCAGACACAAACACGACCUACUGGACUCCCCCAGACACAAACACGACCUAUUGGACUCCCCCAGACACAAACACGACCUACUGGACUCCCCCAGACACAAACACGACCCACUGGACUCCCCCAGACACAAACACGACCAACUGGACUCCCCCAGACACAAACACGACCCACUGGACUCCCCCAGUCACAAACACGACCCACUGGACUCCCCCAGGCACAAACACGACUCACUGGACUCCCCCAGGCACAAACACGACCUUCUGGACUACAUUGAUCUUAAAAGUAGCACAACUAGAAACUCUACUGAACUUACAUGGCGUUUGAAAGGCACCUGCAGCUAG
This is a messenger RNA of Procambarus clarkii (red swamp crayfish), 981 nucleotides long. The record is from RefSeq and is a predicted model, not a curated record. NCBI's taxonomy places the organism in Eukaryota, Metazoa, Arthropoda, Malacostraca, Decapoda, Cambaridae.